Messenger RNA from Oryza brachyantha (malo sina), 873 nucleotides. RefSeq lists its product as uncharacterized. The record is from RefSeq and is a predicted model, not a curated record. The transcript is spliced from 8 exons. Gene Ontology annotation, molecular function: protein binding. Bases 226 to 798 code for a protein of 190 amino acids. Gene Ontology annotation, cellular component: mitochondrion. NCBI's taxonomy places the organism in Eukaryota, Viridiplantae, Streptophyta, Magnoliopsida, Poales, Poaceae.
CGGCCGCCGCCGCAGCUUCCGUCCGCGCCCAGCGACGUCCCGAGCUGGCCGCCGCUGUCAUCCCCGGCUGCGCACGGACGCCGCCGCCUCCCCGUGCUCCCGCGCGGCGUCGCGCCUCUGUCGCCGCCUGAGAAAGAUGGAAGGCGCCAAGAUGCAAAGGAAAGGCUCAAAGCAACCAGCCAAGUUGCUCCUGCAGCUUUCAGAGUUGCAACAUGGGAAGCAACAAUGGGACUCUACAUGGAAGCAGGCCAGGAUAUCAACACCUCGGUGUCCCCAUAUAAUUUGGUUGACAUAUCAAUCAAGGAUGAUAAUAUCAAAUGGUCGGAUCAGAACUAUCUGAAAUUUCGGGUUAAUGCUAUCAAAGGACUUAUUGCACUUCUAAAUGGAGAUCAGAAUCAGCUGUUCUUUGUUGGAUGCAAGGACCUCUGUGCUGGACUAGGCAAUGAACAAACUGCGAAUAUAUCCACUAUCUUGGGGAGGGCUACACAAAUGUAUGAGAGGGUUCUGGAAACAUUAAUCACACAAGACAUGUCUGGAAAAUUUUUAUCAGCAUGUAACAUGGUUCCAGAGGAGGUUUCUCUUGGGGCAACCUGUUCAUAUGGCCAGCUCUUAUCACAUUCUGGGAAGUUCAAUGAGGCAGAGGAUUAUCUCACAAGGGCGCUAAAGAAGGCUGAAGAGAAAUUUGGUGCAAAUCACCCUGUGUUGACUUGUGUAGAUAGAAUGUACAAACUGAAAGCAAAAUCGGAAGGAGAGAUAGAAAGAAAGAGAAAAAAAAAAAGAGGGAGAGAAAGAGAUUGAGAGGAAGGAAAAAAGAGAAGAGGAUGGCAUAUGAGGCUCAGUUAUCAUAGACUCAGAAUAGAGAGAAUGAAUGAA